AUGCGUGCCAUUACUGUAUUUGCUAUUGCUGCUGCCGUUGCUGCACCCGUCUUCGUCAGGCAAGUCGCCGCUCCCUCUCCAUACCGUGUCGCUAUGGUUGCGCGGGAGUUGGCUACUCGCGCUGAAGAUGAGCGUGGGCAAGGUCUGGAAGAGGAGGGUCGCUUUUCGGACCACUAUGAGCAUAUCCACCACCCCGGAGAAUUCCACGAUGAGAACCAUCGUCACCACCAUCUGGACCGUCGCUUCCGUCAUCCAAGGCCCUGGACCAUGAAGGACCAAGCUCGAAUGUUUUCGGUGACGCAUCCCAUGCACAGGCGCUCAAGCCGCGAGGAUGGGGAGUUCCGCGAGGAUGAGGAAGAAGACCACCGCCGCGGCGAGGGCAGACACCGCCACCACCAUGAGGAGGAAGGCCGCCGUUACCACGAGGGCAAGUACCGCCACCACUACAAUGAAGAGGAAGGCCACCGUGACUACGAGGGCAAGUACCACCACCACAAUGAGGAGGAAAGUCGUCGCCAUCACGAGGGCGAGCGCUUUCACCACCAGGAGCACGAGGAGAUGGAGAGGCACCAGCGCGCUUUCUUCGCCCGUUCCCUACUUGACAUGGUCGACUAG
Molecule: messenger RNA, 615 nt
Organism: Fibroporia radiculosa
Lineage: Eukaryota; Fungi; Basidiomycota; Agaricomycetes; Polyporales; Fibroporiaceae
Exons: 2
Coding region: 1-615 (204 amino acids)
Source: RefSeq, a predicted model, not a curated record